Molecule: messenger RNA, 2335 nt
Organism: Pantherophis guttatus
Lineage: Eukaryota; Metazoa; Chordata; Lepidosauria; Squamata; Colubridae
Source: RefSeq, a predicted model, not a curated record
GGAUUCCUUCUCUUGGCCCUUCGUCCCUGGGUUGUGGACUCGGGUUGUAGUCUCCAUCACCUUCAGUUGUGGUGGUCCUUGCUGUGGCACCUUCGAGAGCCUGCAGUUCUUUCAUCUGCUUGAUGUAGGCUCUGGUGGCCAUUCUUUUCUCUGCUUCUGUCUGGGUUCUUGAUUCUGCCAUCUCUGUGAGUUGUGGGUAAACCGUCCUCUGCUACCAACCUGUUACUGAUUUCUAGGAUCUUACCCAAUAACUCCAAACACAGGAUGCAGUGAACCAAUGCUCUUUAUUGAUCAAUGUUUCUAUUACAGGUAUUCAGCUGGAAGUGGCUCCUGGACUCCUGGACCGUGUCUUAAGUACCUGGGAGGCGGAGCUAAGAUUCUUCCCUAUUUGAGGAAUAUGCAGUUCAACAACAGUGCUGGAGAUGAAGUCUUCUUCUCAGAAGAUGGACUAGGAUCUGCUCGUUACGAUCUUCUCAACUGGGUUUUCCUCCCCAAUAAAUAUUUUGUCCCCGUGAAGGUUGGGCAAGUAAAUCCUGAGGCUCCCCCAGGCCAAGAUUUCACCAUUAAAUCUGAUGGAAUCGUCUGGGCCACAAAGGUGAGCUGCUUGUCCAGAAGGGACCUUUUCUAAUCAGACAGGUAGACAAGACUUCAAAUGUUAAUCUUUCAGGAUCAAAGAAGACAUUCAUUAAGUCAUUUUUUGUUAUUGUGUCAUUUUUCAUAAGAUUGACAUAAAAUCAUAUCUUUCAGCAAAACCUUUCAGUUUACAGAUCUAAACUGCCCCGGCCACAGAGGCACCUUUCCUGAUCCUCAGCAGUUCCAUGCAGGAUAGCUUUUGGGCAGAAUUUAUGAAUCUCCAACUAGGAUUUCCACUCCUAUUCUAAUCCCCAAAUGCAAAAAUUGCCUUCCAAUCUUUCCUGAAGAAGUGUGGUGUGCAGUUCAAGCUUUAAUUUUUAUUAUUCAGAAUAUGCUCCUUCCUUCAGCACUAUCAACCUCUGAGGAAAUAGACCUGCCAGGGAAAGAAGACAUUCAUCUAUCUACGUCUCUUUGAUAGAGCAGGAAAGAGCAAAAAACGUCUGAAUGAACAGGAUCAUCAUAAAUGGAGGAUGAUUUGCCCUUUUUGAUGCCCCAUAAAUUGUACAGGGAGUCCUUUCAUCAUUCCCUUUGUGGACAGGCCAACAGCAGAAAGAGGAAGUCAUAUCACCUCCGUAGGAGGGAUAAUGCAUGUGGCAGAUCCCCCUGAAAUUCUUAGCCAAACACUCUUGAUUUCAGAUGCAGCUCACUGUGAACCCUGCCCAGAAGACCAAUAUCCCAACAAGGCCAAGGACCAAUGCAUUGCCAAGAAGAUCCACUUCCUUUCCUAUCAAGAGACCCUGGGAUACACUUUAGUUUUUCUUGCUCUUUUUCUCUCUGUGAUCACUUCUGCAGUCCUGGUAAUUUUCCUUAAACAUCAUGACACACCAAUUGUCAAGGCCAACAACCGAGAUCUCACUUACAUUCUCCUGGUCUCCCUCCUGCUCUGCUUCCUCUGCUCCUUCCUCUUCAUUGGUCAACCAGGGAAGCUCACCUGUCUCUUCCAACAAUCUGCCUUUGCCAUCCUCUUUUCCCUUGCGGUUUCUUCUGUGUUGGCAAAAACUGUCAUGGUGGUUCUGGCCUUCAUGGCCACCAAGCCUGGAAACAGGUCAAGGAAACUCUUAGGAAAACCACUGACCAACUCCAUUGUCAUAACCUGUCCCCUGCUCCAAGUACUUCUUUGUGCCACCUGGCUGGGAAUCUCAACUGUGUUUCCUAGCUGGGACUUUCACUCCUUGUUUGGAGAGACCAUCUUGGAAUGCAAGGAAGGCUCAACUGUAAUGUUUUACGGUGUCCUCUCUUACCUAGGACUUUUGGCCCUAGUCAGUUUCACAGUGGCAUUUCUAGCUAGGAAAUUGCCUGACAGCUUUAAUGAAGCCAAGUUCAUUACUUUUAGCAUGCUGGUCUUUUGCAGUGUUUGGAUCUCCUUCCUCCCUACCUAUCUGAGCACCAAAGGGAAGUCCAUGGUAGCCGUGGAGAUUUUCUCCAUUUUAGCCUCUGGAGCUGCUCUCUUGGCUUGUAUCUUUUUUCCCAAAUGCUACAUUAUUCUGCUGAGGCCCCAUCUGAAUUGUAGAGAAAAUAUAGUAAGAAACAAAAAAUUCUAACUAAUGCAAAGAUUAGCCUCAUUUAUAUUUGUCUUUGAAUGUGAUAAAAGUUCUAAGAAAUGAUGGCAUAAAGGAGAAAUUUGCCCAUAAAAGAAUUCCUUAUCAAGUGCUGCAACUGUUACAAUAUACCUGUUUUCAACAACAAACACCCUGCAUUUUGU